AUGUCUUCCAACAGCCAGAUAAUUCGCGGCUUCACGGCAGAGCAAAAUCACUCCUUCACGAAUAUCCUUCUACCAGCGCUUCAAGUAAUGCUUCGCCAGGCAUUCGACAAGCAUUUCAACCCACUGCAGCCACAGCAAAAGCAGUCAGUCAUAAUGCCAAAGCCGGCACAGCCAUCAGAGCAGGAACAAGAGCAUAGGCCAUUGCAACAGGCAAAUGUGGAGAAAACUGCGGAGAAGACUACGGAGAAGAACAAGAGCACGGACAGCAGCAGUCCUAUUCAAGCGGGCACACUCUCUACAAUUCCACACCAGGCCACUAUGCAGAAUUGCGGAGAACCUACCCCUCGCCUCAGCAGUACUCCACUUUCUACCUCGCCUCUCGCCUCUCUUCUCACUCUCGCCUCUCCGCUCGGCUACAUUCGAUAUGCGAAGGAUAUGGAGGCUAUAGGCCAAGGCUAG
Messenger RNA from Letharia lupina, 459 nucleotides. RefSeq lists its product as uncharacterized. The record is from RefSeq and is a predicted model, not a curated record. Bases 1 to 459 code for a protein of 152 amino acids. The transcript has a single exon. Lineage: Eukaryota; Fungi; Ascomycota; Lecanoromycetes; Lecanorales; Parmeliaceae.